Messenger RNA from Seriola aureovittata, 8585 nucleotides. RefSeq names its product CREB-regulated transcription coactivator 2-like. Gene Ontology annotation, cellular component: nucleus; cytoplasm. NCBI's taxonomy places the organism in Eukaryota, Metazoa, Chordata, Actinopteri, Carangiformes, Carangidae. The record is from RefSeq and is a predicted model, not a curated record. Gene Ontology annotation, biological process: positive regulation of transcription by RNA polymerase II; protein homotetramerization. Gene Ontology annotation, molecular function: cAMP response element binding protein binding.
UUUUAAUAAAGCUGGAAAAAAUGUAUAUCAGAAACACUUUUAAAAAUUUUUUGUGCGUGUGUUUAUUGUGUAUUGCUUCAUCAAACUAAGCUAUACUACAGAGGUACAACUAACCAUGUGGAAUUAAACAAAGAUCUCAAUUUUUCUGUUUUGACUGGUGUCACUAUUUAAAGCACAAUCACUCUCUUUACCUCCAUUGUUCUCAGUCUGAAUAUAAUGUGGACACGUUAGACUCUAUAAGAGGCUUAUAAGUUUUGAGGACUUUGACAUUUCGAUGACGUUUCUGGUCCCCGGAAGUAUUUGCAGAGUGAGCGCUCUUCACUUUCUCGCCCCUCUUUGGUGAAAAUCAUUCCACUACGUCAAGUCGUCCCGUCCGCUCGGUGAAGAUGUCUGCGACGGGUACAGGCGGCUGUGGACCCGGACCCGGACCCACCUCGGGCACCGGGUCCGGGGCUUCAAACCCCCGAAAGUUUAGCGAGAAGAUAGCGUUGCAUACCCAGCGGCAGGCCGAGGAGACAGCCGCCUUCCAGGAGGUUAUGAUGGACAUCACCUCGACCAGGCUUCAGGCUCAGAAGCUCCGUCUCGCCCGGAGUCAGGGUCCGUACUACGGCGGCUCGUUACCCAACGUCAACCAGAUCGGCAGGAACCCUCAGGACUUUCAGGGCUCCUUCCCCUCCACUCUGGAGUCGAACCGGUCGACUCGGCAUCACGGCCUGGUGGAGCGAGUCCAGAGGGACCGCCGGUUCAUCUCGCCGGUCCGACCGUACCGCAACCGACAAGUGGACAACUCGCCGUAUAACUCUGCCUACCUGUCCCCGCCCCCCGACCCCAGCUGGAGAAGGAAUUGGUCCGGAAACUUCCCCGGGGAUAAAAGCCAGUUGUUUCGUCUCCCCACCACUGCACUCAACAGGACCAACUCCGACUCGGCCCUCCACACCAGUGUGAUGAACCCUCCCACAGGAGACCCCUUCACCACAGGUGGACCCACCUUCACCCCCCAGAGCAGCAGACGCAGCGGUCAGAACGAUGGAGAGGGCAGAAGAAUGUUUCCGUACCCGGUUCCUCCCAUUGAAGAAAACGUGUUGGACGAAGGGAAAAUGCUCAAACCCUGGGACACCAAGAAGUUGCCUCUGUUGUCGUCCAGACCCAAGUCCUGUGAAGUCCCAGGCAUCAAUAUCUUUACGUCCCCGGAGCAGCCGUCCACGCCGGCUCACGGCGUCCCCUCAGCUCUCAACACCGGCGGCUCGCUGCCCGACUUGUCCAGCCUCCACUUCCCCUCCCCGCUGCCCACGCCGCUGGACCAGGACGAGCCCGGCUACCCCGGAUCCUCCUCUCUGAGUGGGGGCAGCAGCACCGGGAACUUGGCCUCCACCCUCACGCAGCUGGGCAUCAACGCCGCCAACGCAACGGGAGGCAACGGCAACUUCCAUCACCACACGCCAGGUCUCCUGGCGUCUCUACAGAGCACGCUCAGCAACCCCUCCCUGCAGUCGUCGCUAAGCAACCCCAACAUCCAGUCGUCACUCAGCAGCCACUCCUUCUCUAACUCUCUGAGCUCCGCCUCCCUGCACUCGUCUCUCAGUAACCCGCUGCAGUCGUCCCUCAGCUCCUCCCCCUCCCUGCCGUCCUCCCUCAGCAGCCAAUCGCUGCACUCCUCCCUCAGUAACUCCUCCCUCCAGUCGGCGUCCAGCGGUAACCCCAGCUACAGCAGCGGAGUGGGCGGGUCCAGCUCCUGCUCCUCUUCCUAUUCGCCGCUGCUCAGCGGACAGGGUCAGCCGUCACUAAGCACGUCGCCGCGGAGACGAGCCCAGCUGUCCCCGCUCAUCCUGCCCAUGGGAGGGGAGUCGCGGAGGCAUCACUCCAAGCAGUUCUCCCCCACCAUCUCCCCCACCCUGUCCUCCAUCACACAGGGCGUCCCUCUGGACACCAGCAAACUGCCCCUGGACCAGAGGCUUCCUCCGUACCCCCUCAGUCAAUCCCACCAGCACCAGCCGGGCCCCCACCAGCCCCUCCCCGGUCUGCCCGGCUCCCAGUCCGGCCAGCAGCCUCCUCCGCUGGGUCAACACCACCACCAACAGCUGCACCGCCUCCAGCAGCCGCGGCCCAACGCCCAGCAGCAGCAGCAGCAGCAGCAGCAGCAGCUCCACCUGCAGAACCUGCGCAACCAGCACAUGCAGCAGCACUUUGGAACGCAACAGAGGCAGAUGGUGCCGCACAUGAACACAACGAACACGUCGCUGAUAAAGAACGAGAGCGCGUUGGAUCAGUGCGUCCAGAGCUCCUCGUCCUCUCAGUGUCACGUCAAACAUGAAGCGGAGCAGCAGGUGGAGCAGCACAGAGUCGGCGGCCUCCCGCAGAUCCAACAGAUCAGCCACAACCUGGCCACGGACCUCUACAACGAUGCCUUGCUCAACUCUCUGCUGGACGACCCGUACCUGAGCCUGCAGCUCACGGGAAAAGCCAACCAGCAGUUCACAGCGGCGAACCAGGGCGACGGUCUGACCCUGAACCACAGCGGUCUGAGCUGCGGCAGCACGGACAAGAACCAGUUCCCCUCCAACACCCAGGGGCCCCUGGGCCUGCAGGACCCCAGGGACCAGCAGCUCCUCAACAACCAGAACCAGAACUACAGCAGCGGGGAGGGACGACACAACGUGCCCAACAUCAUCCUCACAGGAGACUCUCCCCCAGGUCUGUCCAAAGAGAUCGCCAGCGCUCUGUCCCACGUCCCCGGCUUUGAGAUGGACCCGUUCUCCCUGGACGACCCGCUCCGGAUGGACCCGCUGGCUCUGGACAUGCUGGACGGUGACCUGAUGCUCGCCGACCCGGCCGUGGAGGACUCCUUCCGAUCCGACCGAUUGAAGUGAUCCCGCCACCCCCACCCCCCCUCCACUCCACUCCAGGAGCUCGGUGGGAAUCCGGCGAAGAGACGGCGCCACCCUGACGGAGGCGGAGAGGAACGCCGCCCACUCACCACUCCCCCGGCUGGACGGCAUGCAGAGUGAGGUUUGGACGUGACUGGGGAAUCUCUCCGUCGUUCAGUGACGGAGUCUCGGAGGGACAGACCUGAGAUUUCGGUCGUGCGUCAGAGUGAACUGAUGGAGGGGGAGUUUUUCCGUCGAAGGCACUUACUGAAAACGCUCUUGCGAAGCUUGAAGUCAAGAAAAACCAAGUUGCUUCUCUUUAGGCAUUAGCUUGUCGAGUCUUAUCUGCAUGUUGACAAAUGCACUCGCGUAAAUGCAAAACACGCAGGAAUCAAACGCUCACGUGAUGUCGGCUUUGUGUAAGAAAAAAAAAACCAGCAGCGCUUGGAAGAUCUUGAAAAGCUUUAUGCACCUGGACAGACCUUUUGUUUCCUGUCCGCUUCAUCCUGCCGCCACGCCGCAGGAAAGACGCCGCUUUACCCCAAACUGCCAUUAGGUCAGGAGAUAACCACCAGCAGAGGCUUCCUCUGCUCUAUCAGCCACUUUGACAGGAGCUCAGCCAUGAAACACAGAGUUUAUAUAUUUAAAGAAAUACACAUGAAUAUAUUUGAGAUGUCAGUUCAGAGAGAUUCUCCUCAGAACAAACUGCUCUGGUCUUAUUUCAGAAUGAGAAGCAGGUUGAAGGUUUGGGAUGAAGUUCAGGUUCAACAGUCGCCGUGUUUCCCCCAACUGUCCGAUGAAAGCAGCUUUAAACCCUCAGAUCAGACUGAGAUCACACGGGGCACUCUGUUCUCUUUUAUGUGAAAUGAAUUAUAAAUCAUCAGCUGAGGAAACUCAGUGAUAUUCACAAAUAUUUUAGUAGUUUUUUAUAGUUCAUCUGCAGACAAAGAUCAUCUCUUUUAAAAUUUAAAACUCAGACGUCUCAUCAUCAGCCAAUCAGAGGCGUCUGACUGUGAUCACACGGCAGUAUAAAGUCAGGACCCCUCGAGUCCAGUCCGCAUCAUCUCAAAAUCAUCUUUAGACCGGACUUAACUGGACUAGAGAGGGAGGAAAUGAGCGCCCUGUCUGAUCACAGAGAGUCAGUUCAUCCUCCAGUUUCUCCAUCAGACUUCACGUCACUGAGUCGCAGUCUGGAGGCUGGAGGCUGGAGGCUGGAGGCUGGAGGCUGGAGGCUGGAGGCUGGAGGCUGGAGGCUGGAGGCUGGAGGCUGGAGGCUGGAGGCUGAAGGCUGAAGGCUGGAGGCUGGAGGCUGAAGGCUGAAAGCUGAAGGCUGGAGGCUGGAGGCUGAAGGCUGGAGGCUGGAGGCUGGAGGCUGGAGGCUGGAGGCUGAAGGCUGGAGGCUGAAGGCUGAAGGCUGAAGGCUGACUCAGGGAAGGUCAGCUUCAUGUUUCAUCUUUCAGACUAAGACCUGUGUCUGUAUGUCUGUCUGUAUAUCCGUCUGUCCAUCCACAUUCCCUCUCUACAGUAGCGUCUUGCGUUGGCGUUACGAUCGGAUGCACUCGGCUGCAGUUGUUGCACAUGAAUCGUCUCUAACUGAACAUUAUGCAACGAUGAAGAUGAAUGUGUUGAACGAUGCAGAGGUCGAGCGGGAGAAACAACACGGAGGUUGUUUCAGAUCAGUGUGCGGUUACCCCGACGACACAUCUGCAUCUUUUUCCCCCCGCUGAGAUUCGGUUGGUCUGACGGCUUCAGUGCCGUCGCUCCUCAGGCUAAGAGCUUUAUCGUCCCUUCAGGUUGUUUAAAGACUGUUCCACAAAAACACUGACUUCAUCUCAAAACUGUCCUGAAAGAAUCGUGAAGCUGCAGAGAGCUGAAGUGUUGUGGUCCAGGAUCUGUUCAGCAGGUGUGAAUCUUUGUCAUGUGACGUGUAACCUGCAGGGCUCUAGGGCUUAUGGGAAAUGGUGUUCUUUAAAGGCUGCAAACAACAGAAGUAUUGAUUAAACAGUGAUAUUAGCCUGUUGUUUUUGAACGUUCUUCCUGAUCUGAAACACAUGAAACUGGAUUUGUUGUAAUUAGUGUGAUUACAGAUGUUAAUAAGGUUUUCUCACCUCUGGAUCCAGUUCCAGCUUCCCUUCAGCUCUCUGUCGUCUUCCACACACGACCACCUGACAUGACGUCAUGUCCUCUAACCGUGUGCGUCAAAGUCGUUAUCUGCUGCACACAAACAUGUUAAUUGAUCAUUUGCUCACAUGAAAUAACGACUGGAUUAUUUCAGGACCCAUUAAUUAUUUGGAGGUUUGUGUGAAGUUUCAGUUCAGUGGCAUCAAACCGUCACUUCCUGUUCCUGGUCCCAUGUCUUCAUGAAACAGAAACAGGAAGUCGUCUUUCAGCCAUGAGCACUUCUCUACAAAAUAAAACAAGAACUUUCAUCUCUGAACUUUCCACAAUAAACUGCUCAGAUGCCAUUUUUUGGUGGCACUGCCCUUUAACCCCAGUCACUGUGUUUGACAGCCCUAAGCCCCGCCCCCUCUCUCCCUGCACUUCCUGCGUCUGUUCCCGCAGCAGCACGGUGACGUAUUUUUGUGUAACAAAGGUAAAAAAUGAUAAAUAUUAAUAUUCUGAGUAUAAAGAAGUUUUAUUUUUUAAUCUGUUUGUAUAUAAUUUGUCUUUUAAAGAAAGAAAUCAGUAUAUUUAAGACGAGAAGAAGAAAAAAAAAAACAGCUUGUAGGAGUUUGAAGUCAGACGGAGAGUUUCUGAACAACAGCUUGUGAGAUUAGCUGCACGUGUCCUGAGUGAGUAUUUACAUACAUGUUGUUUCAAGACGUUUAGGUCUUUGUCCUUGUCGUAGUCCGGUUCAGUGAAGAGAGAGACUCCCCCUUCUUUCUCUUUGUGUUUCAGUCUCUGAAGAAUCAGAGUUGAGUCUCAGCAGCAGCAGGACAGAGAUCAGUUCAUCAGGUUAAAGCAUCAGUCUCAUGUCCGUCUGCUCAGCGUCUCCGCCUCAGAUUGGGUCUUUUGUCUUUCAACUCAUUCAAAUUUCUAAUUUUUCUACCUUUCAACUGAAACUCCAUCUCCAAACUCUUUCACUCUGAGCUCCUCGUUUGAAAACGAUCGUUUGACGAGUCGUCGAUUAUCAACAUCCAGAAACUGAAAUCAGAUAAUCUGAGUCGUGAUUCAGUCAGACCUGAACACGCCACUGAAAAUAAACCUCCAUAAAUCUGAUGAGAGAUCAGUGAUAGUUGUCAGUUCAUCAGUGGGUCAUAACAAACAGGAAGUUAAAAUGAUUCCUCUGAGCUGUCGGGUGGAUUUUAUUUCCAGAGAUGAUUUGUUGAAAGUUCAGGUUUCGUGUCGACGGUUGUUUUAAUGGUUGAAGAGAAGAAAAUGAUUUAACGUUAAAAAAAAAAAAAAAAAAAAACAGAUAAAAAACACAAAAAUAAAAUAAAUUGAACGAGUGAAUAAAGUCACAGAGCGGGAAGAAGUUUCCUCAAAUUAUGAAUGAGAUCAAAAUCAGCUUUUCUUUGACCUGAUCAGCUGGAUCAGAUCAAGUUGAUCAGGAUCAGCUGGAUCAGGAUCAGCUGGCUCAGGUCUGUGAACGCCUGACUGAAGGUUUGUGGGAGGAGUUUUAGCUUCGAUGGCGUUGGAGCUUUAAUGGAGUUCAUCAGGGGCGUCCUGCCUGCGCCUGCAGCGAGGAUGUUGGCCCAGAUGAUGAAGAGGUUUCAGAAAGUAGAAUCCGGUGUGAGUGCGCCCCCUGCAGGCGGGUCCGGGCUGCUGCUGUGACGCUCUGUGAAGUUAAUGAAGGGAUAAAAGAAACUGUGACGUCUUCAUGGUCGUCUGUGGACGCCGACACGACGAGACAUAAACAAUUACUUCAAAUAAGAUUUCACGACCAGUUUAACAAGAGGUUGAUACGUGUGAACAGGUGGAGGGAAUCGAACCAGCGACCCUCUGAGCUCUUUAACAGCUUUAAUCAGCUCAGUCUUCUGCUUCUGGAUCCUUGUUUCUGUUGGACUCGUCACGUUCAGGUGAAAGUUCAGGUGUGAGUGAGGCGUUCAGGGUGAGUUUGGAAAGUUGACGUCCAGGUUGAGCAGCGGUCUGUCCGGUCGGCGCUGGCAGCUGACGAGGCGUCGCUCAGAGGUGAAAGGUUGAAGUGAACAAGUCGAGGAGCUGGAGUGUUUUUAUGAACCAGGAGGUGAAAUGAAUUGUGGGGGAUCUUCUCUGUGCGGCCAUGUUGGAUGAAAAUGUUACUGUUUGGCUCAGUUACAGUCUGUGUUGAUGUUGUUGUGUUCAGGUGCAGGUGGUUCAGUGUUGAUCUGAGGUCAGUUCACUGUCGAAGAGCUCGACAGGUAAAAGCUGCAGCUUCCUGCAUUUCAGAUGGUUGAAGGGAAAUUCAUCAAAAAACUUCUUUAACGUUCUGAGCUGUGAAGAAAUGUAACGUCAGCCUGAGUCACUUUGUGCAGGUUUCACAACAAAAACAAAUCACUGCGUCUGGUUUGAUUUUUUUAAAACAAAAGUUCCAGUCAGCUUCUAAAACCAGUCAUGGUGUUUUACUGGUUUUACUGACCAACAGAGACUGACCCCCCCCCCCCCCCCUUCCUAAAGGAGGACUCUGGUGGUUUUAGUCUUUCAGGAGGUUUGAGGACUCACAGGAUCCAGAUAUUUAAAAACACACUUAUUAAAAUCUGAUUAAAACAAACAGAAGCUGCUCUGGAAACUAAAAACUACAGAAGCCCAGAGAGAUUAAAAAGCCUCUCAGCGCUUCUGUUCACAGAUUAAAAAAACUAACAUUUUGGAAAAUUUCCCUUUUCACUUGCCUUUCUGGGCUUCCGUAGAAAUUGGAUUGUUAUCGAUUGUUUUUUUUUCUUCAUCAGUCUGAUUAAUCUGCUCGUUCAGGUUUUAAUCAGGAUUCAAACGAACAGUGAAACCAGAUCAGACCAGAUGAUCAGUUUGUCACAGAAAAGUUUCCUAUGACAUAAACAGACGACUUCACGUGCACAAAGUUGUUUUCAACAGAAACACGGAACAAAAAAAAUCUUUUUUUAAAGGAACUUUUCCUUGGAAAAAAAAAACAGAUUUUCACUUUAAAAGCAGCGUCGUUUUAUUUUGACAGUCUCAGUCACAGAAGGUCAAAAUAAAAGAUCGUCCCAAAAUCCACCAUCCUCUCCACCUGUGUGUGUGUGUGUGUGUGUGUGUGUGUGUGCGUGCGUGUGUGUGCGCGCGCGUGUGCGUAGCAUUUUGCCUUUUUAUGCAAUAAACCUGAUGUGAGUUAACAUGCAGUUCCAGACUCUGCCAGUAGGGGGAGCUGUUGACCAGCGAGGUAGUGAGUGUGUGUGUGUGUGCUUGUGUGUGUGUGUGUGUGUGUGUGUGUGUGUGUGUGCAGAUUAGGGAUCAGUUAAAGGCCAUAUUUCUUAUUUUUUCAUAUUUUUUAUUGAUGUAUAAUAUUAAUUUCUCUCAUUAUUAAUGUUAUUGUCAGUUUUUAUGUUUUUAGGCUCCAGAGAAAAGACGAGCGUUCUGUCUCCUGCUUUGUAUUUGAAUAAUACAUUUGACUUUUGUUGUAUUCAGAUUUUUAUUUGAACCUUGUAAUAACCAGGGAACGUCGAGUGUGUUGUACAUAUUAAUGUGUUUUCAAACCAGAGGUGCUUCUGAAGCUAACAGGAGAGAUUUUUAAAGAGACUGUACCUUCACAUUAUUUUCCAGAAAAUAAACAGAUGAAACCUGGAACAUCUG